AUGCGCCAAUGGAAAUAUGCACCUGUUAGAGUGACGCACAGCGCGUAUUCUUCAAACCAGGAAUGGCCAGGGUUUUCCAGAGGGCCUUUGGACUCCGCAACACGCCGUUCUGACCAGUCCAGAAACAGCUUUCGAACAUUCACAACAGAAAAUGCAGAAAAGUCCAAAUCUUCGGCCCCAGAGAGACGGCCCUUCUCCAGGGUGACUCAAGAAGAUCUGGCCUGGUUCCAGAGCAUCCUCCCAGGCAGAACCGUCACAGACCCGGACCUGCUGGAGUCUAAUAAUGUGGACUGGCUUAAGUCUGUCAGAGGUUCUAGCGAAGUGCUGCUGCGACCCCAAACCACAUCUGAAGUUUCUCAAAUUCUUCGGUACUGCAACAGCCGUAACCUGGCCGUGAACCCUCAGGGGGGCAACACGGGGCUGGUGGGGGGCAGUGUCCCGGUGUACGAUGAGGUCAUCCUGUCCACCGCGCUCAUGAACAACGUGCUGAGCUUCGACCACGUGUCCGGUAUCUUGACGUGCCAGGCGGGCUGCGUGCUGGAGAGCCUGUCUCUGUACCUGGAGCAGAGGGACUACAUCAUGCCCCUGGACCUGGGGGCCAAGGGCAGCUGCCACAUCGGAGGCAACGUGGCCACGAACGCAGGGGGGCUCCGGCUGCUGCGCUACGGCUCUCUGAGGGGCACCGUGCUGGGGCUGGAGGCGGUCUUGGCCGACGGGCGUGUCCUGGACUGCCUGAGCACCCUGAGGAAGGACAACACGGGCUACGACCUCAAACAGCUGUUCAUCGGCUCCGAGGGAACGCUGGGAGUCAUCACCGCCGUGUCUGUGCUCUGCCCACGCAAACCCAAGUCUGUCAAUGUCGUCUUUCUAGGCUGCGAGACGUUCGAACAGCUCCUGCAGACGUUCCAACUGUGCAGAGGCAUGCUGGGAGAAAUCCUGUCUGCGUUCGAGUUCUUGGACAGCGAGUGUAUGAGGCUGCUGAAGACCCACCUCAGACUGUCCAACCCCAUAUCAGAUUGUCCGUUUUACAUCGUCAUAGAAACGGCGGGAUCGGACGCAAACCACGACAGCGACAAGCUCCAUCAUUUCCUGGACGAAGCCAUGAACACGUCUCUGGUGUCGGACGGGACGGUGGCUACAGAGGAGUCCAAGAUACAGGCGCUGUGGUCCAUGCGUGAGCGAGUGACCGAAGCUCUGACCCACGACGGCUUCACCUACAAGUACGACAUCUCCCUCCCCGUGGAGCAGAUCUACCAGCUGGUCCUGGACAUGAGGCAGCACCUGGGGGAGCGGGCCCGCAGCGUGGUGGGGUACGGACACGUGGGCGACGGUAACCUGCACCUGAACAUCACGUCUGGAGCCCGGGACCCCGCGCUCCUGGCCUCCAUCGAGCCCUUUGUGUUCGAGUGGACGACGAGGCAGAAGGGCAGCAUCAGCGCCGAGCACGGCCUGGGCCUGAAGAAGAGGAACUACAUGAGCUACAGCAAAGCUCCGCAGGCCGUGGCUCUAAUGGGGGACCUCAAACACAUGCUGGACCCUAAAGGCAUCCUCAACCCCUACAAGACCCUCCCAGACCACCUCACCAGGCUGGACUAG
Knipowitschia caucasica is the source of this 1596-nucleotide messenger RNA. The record is from the annotation of a GenBank genome assembly. Lineage: Eukaryota; Metazoa; Chordata; Actinopteri; Gobiiformes; Gobiidae.